GGUUUUAGAUUUCUGGGUCGUUUAGGCCGGAAUUAGUCUAAUUUUCGGAAAUUAGACUAUUUUCUACUCUUUUUCUUUGAUUUAAUUCAGUUAUUUGUUGUUUGUUUUGUUUGCUUUGUUUUGUUCUCUCCCUUUAUGAGAGUUUGUUCUAAUUUUGUACACUUAACUUGUAAGAGGGAUUUUGAUUCCAUCUAUGGAUGAUAAUUUUAUUUUUAAGGUUCUAAUAAUAAUUGAGAAGGUGAUUUGGAUUCAUAUGAGUUUAGGAUUUUCCAUCAACUCUACGAUCAAAACAUCAGCGUAGAUGCGAAGGCUACUUGGAAAGAUGCGAAUACAUAAAAAAUUAUUGCUCACAUCAAAUUGAAGCGGUAGAGUAUGAGCUAUGGUAGAUAUGUAAAAUAGUUAUGAUUUUGAUUGUAAAAGGUAUAUUAUUUUAAAGUUUUUUCAAAACAAAUUCCUAAAUAUUGAUAUCUAGUGGUGGACGCUUAUAGCCAAUACGUGAUUUAAUCAUGGACGGAUUAGAUGACAACUAUUGACAAAGGCAUUGUGUUGCCUUGUUGGGGGUUAGGAUUCUAGAACAAGGGAGUUUAGGGUCGACUCUUUUUUUACUAAGCACUGUAUUUAUUAUUUAUAAAAUCCCUAUUCCCAAGCAACUUCGUCUUCUUCGUUACAACUCUCUUUCUCAUGCAACUCACUCACAAACCUUACUUCUCUUAACAAUGGCGGAUCCUAGACCUGCCCUUCGCUCCUCAAAACACGCCCUAAUUAUGGAAAAUUUGAGAAAUUCUGUUUUCAAUGUCGCUAAUUCUUACUCAAUUAAACCCUUUUCUCCCUCUCAAAUUGCUUUCAUUGAACAACAACUCCUUUUAGCUUUUCCUGUUUUCCGAACUCCUACUCAUCCUACUUAUACUGCGAUGAUAGAAACUGCGGUGAAGGAGUUGGAUGAAGAAUAUGGGUCGAAUGAGGAUUCGAUUUCGAAGUUUAUAAAGGAAAAUUAUGAUGGUUUACCAUGGGCACACAGUGUGUAUUUAAGCCAUCAUUUAAGUAGAAUGUGUGAAAAUGGUGAGAUUGUAUGCACUUCUGAUAAUCGGUAUACCACACCAGCGUUAAUCGAGGAGCGUAAUUUGAGGGGUGAACAGCUGAAGCAAAGGUUGGGGAGGAGGAUUAAAGAGUGUGCAAUUGAGGGGAAUUUAGGUGGACAAAAAGUGGUUGAAGUGAGUGGAGAUGUGGUAGGGUUUCAAGAGGAAGACAUUAUGGUGUUAGGGAGGAGCAGGGUGAAGCGGAGAAGGCGGAGUUGUGUGGUUUUUGAAGAAGAUGAUGAAGCUAGGGGAGGUGGAAUUGUUGGAGAAGAGCACAAUAUUUCUAGUUGUAGCCAAAACUUGGAGGUUGAUAAGUGUAAUGAGGCGGGGGGGCUAGAAGAUGAAGAUGAUAUAGCUUGGAGGACCCGGGUGAGCAGAAGGCUUAGUUCUGUGGUUGUUGAAGAAGAUGAUGAAGUUUGGGGAGCUGCGGUUGUUGGUGGAGGGCAGGAUAUUAUUAACAAUAGCAAUAACUUUGUGGUUGGGAGGCAUAAUGAAGAGAUGGUGCUAAAAGAUGUAGUUGAUUUGACUUGGGAAGCUAGUGAGACGUCUGAGGAAUGGGGUGGUAUUGAAACAGUUGAUGAGGAUCAUGAUCAGUUAGUUGUUGGCGGCUUGAAAAGUGAAUUACUGCCUACAGAAUGCCAAUUUGAAGUGAAAUGUCAAGCCCUUCCUUUAGACGAUGAUGAGUGUGAAAGAAAUGCUGAAACAAAAUUAUUGGUUCCAUCAUCUGUGGGAGUAUUGCAGGCGAAACAUGAAAGUGAAGUUACAACUGAAACAAUGUCCAUGGAUGAGGAUAAGAGUGCUGCUGAAUUGGUGCUUGAACCCGUUGAGUGUGUUGAGAAGUCAUCCGUAAAAGAUUUGGUCUUAAAGGAAAGUGAGCUUUUGAUUAGGGUUGAUGUUGAUGAGGUGGCUGUUAAAAAAUCAGCCUUAAAGGAGAGUGAGCUAAUGAUUGUUCCUUUUGAGGGCAAUACUCCACUAGCUGCUGUUAGUGCUGGAAUAAAUCCAACCUCAGUGAGAAUUGAUCCCGUGAUUGUAUGUUGUUUGCCAGUCGAGCAAGAGCAACCACAACGGAAACGUUCGGUGUAUCACACAAAAAAGAGGUUGAAAGCUUGCCAAAAAAAGAUGAAAGUCUCUUCGAAAUCCGUGCCAUCUUUGCCAGCUUUAACUGUGGAUCGUAAUCUGGUUGAUCGCAGCCAGCUACAAGAGCUUUCUUCUCAGAGAGGUUUUGAGACCAAGCCCUGUUCAACUCUGUUGGAGUCUCCAAAUUUCAAGGGAUUACCUGCUGGUCAAAGUCAACAAGCUUGUACAUCAUCUUUGAUUGAUGGUUUCAAAGAUCAGCUGGAUAGGCAGAAGUCUCUGGACCCUUGGCACCACCGUAUUAGCUGGGAAGAGCUUAUAUCUGCGGAUGACGAAGAAAACCUGCCCCUUCAACAGGUGUUGGAAAAGUGUGGUAAGCGAAGAAGGCAUGUAGCACAAAUGCUGACACAAAACACUCCUUUAAUGACGGAGGCAUCAUCAAAAUCAAAUUCAAAUCCACAUGUAAAUCUGCCUAAGAGAAAAGAAAAACAACCACAGCAACAGCGACUACAGAAGAAGCUGAAGCCACAGGAUCAGAAGUGUAGUAGUUUUGAGGCAGAUACUGUUGCUGCAACUGAAAGCAUGACAUCACCAUCACUUCACAUGGUGGAAUGGAGAAACAGACCGAGCUGUGUUGAUCAUGUAUCUCAGAUUGGAGUAUUGGAUAUUGUAGAAGAAAUUUCUGAUAUGUUGCCUCAUCACCAGCAUCUAGUACAAGGUAAGGAUCAGGGAAGCUCACUACAGUUCGAACUGACAGCAGAAACUUUUCCAUUGAAUGAUGGUCAUAUUUGGAAAGAUAACCAACAGACUAGGGGUGACCAUACUCUUCUUUGUGAACCAGAAAAUUCAGCCAAAGUAAACACAGUAGAGUUAUCCCCGACCCAGCAUCUGAAUGGGCAGAAAGAUGAACUGUAUAUAGGUGACAUGGUAACCACUGCUGUAAUAGAAGAUAUAGUGUCAACACUGGAUCAGAAUUACCAGCAGCUCAUCGACCAACAGGAGCCUACAGAGGAAACUACCACAUCCUUUCUUUUGCAGCGUCAGUGUCUUUGGGAACAGGAAGUGCCAUCUAAACCAGCAUCCAAUUUGAUUGUUGAAGAGACACCCUCCAAACUUUGCCAGGUUAAUAAGAUCAGCAACCGUGAACUGGCAACUGAUCAGCAAAAUGUUUGUCCAGAGGUCGAGCCAUCUGAAUUUAUUGCUACAGAACAUGUUGUGUCAGAUAUUCUGCAAAGCGUGCAAGAAAAAGAAAAACACCGGAAGCAGGUAGAACCAUCCUUGCAGAAUCCCAAGCAUCAAAUAGAACACCAAGAAGUAAAAAGUCAAAUUGAUGGUAGACUUCAACCUCGAGAAGCAACUAUGUGUACAUUAGAAGAGGAAAAUGUUCCUACAAGGCCCCAGAAACAAGUAGAAGAAAGCAAAGAUGUCGUGCCUUCAUUAGAUGGGCAGCUUCAGCUGCAAAAAGGGCUUUCUAAACCUGCAACUCAAUGGAAUCAAAAGCAGCAAAACAAACAGAAGAGAGGCCGGGGAAGGCCUCGGAAAGAAGAAAGUGCAACCAAGGUAAAGGCUGAUUUGCUGACUUUGCAACCUCAGGUAAAGAAACGAGGAAGGCCUCGGAAACAAAAAGAGGAAACCGAGGGAAGUGCAGUAGUUUCAAUGAAUGUGCAUCUUCAGCAAGAAAGAUUGUCUGAGCUGGAAAUUGAUCAGAAUCCCCAACUGCAAACAAUGCAGCCUAAUAAUGAUGGUCCAGAAAGGCCACUGAAGCUAGUAGAAGCAAGCAAGGAAGAUGAUCUAGGCUCUUCAAACUUGCAUUUCCAGCCGCAAGAUGAGUCAUCUGAAUUUGCUCUUAUUUCCAACACUCUGCAUAAAGUCAUACUGCUAGAAACGGAUGGCCAGAAACAGCCGUGUAUACAAACAGAUGGAGUCAAAGAAGACGCAGUAGUUUCUUCAAAUUUGCAUUUGCAUCUCCAAGAAGGGUCAUGUGAACCUUCAGCUGGUCAUUAUUCUCAGCAACAUACCAAAGAGAUGAAAGAAGAAAACCUAGAGAGGCCAUGGAAACAACUAGAAGCAGCCAACGAACAUGCAGUGGCUUCUUUAAAUUUGCAUGCUCAUCGACAAGAAGGGUCAUCUGAACCAGAAAGUGGUCAAAAUUCUCAGCCACAAUUCAAACAGCCAGAAAAAGAUUGCCAAGGAAGGUCACCGAAACAGAUAGAAGCUGCCAAGGAAGAUACUGCAGCUUCAUCGAUAUUGCAUCCUCAGAAACUAGCCGGGUUUUCUGAACCAGCAACUCUCAGCAUAUCACAGCAACACAUCAGUGAGAAAUUGCAAAGUGAAGUUCACAGGACAUCUGAAACUGGACAAACAACACCACCCUCAGACGAUGAAACUUGUCAACAGCUGAAGAAGCACAAAUUGCACAUUGGAGGUCAGCGUCCUAAAACAAGAGCAAUGACUGCCUCCUCUGACAAUCAGCCUGAUCAGCAGCAAAAAGAGUUGCUCUGUCAUGAACAAGAAGGAAGUCAAGGAGAAUUUGAAGGUCAAUGUCCUAAGACAGGAGCAAUGACAACCUCUUCCAACAAUCAGCCCGAUCAGCAGCAAAUUGUGCAGCGCCGUCAUGACCAUGACAGAAGUUGUGGAAAAUUUGAAGGAGUUCAGGGUCCUAAAACAAGAGCAAUGACAACCUCAGAUAAUCAAUCUGAUCAGCAGCAAAAUGAGUGGCACUAUCACAAACAUGAGGGGAAUCUAGGGAAAUUUGAAGUUCAGCGUCCUAAAACGAGAGCAAAGACAACCUCCUCUGACAACCAGCCUGACCAGCAGCUAAAUGAGCGCAAUUGUCAAAAGGCAGCAAAGAUUGCUGUAGUUCCGUUGGCCUCGAUAGACCAGCUGCGCUCGAGAAUAAAGCGUCAAUCUCUGGAUAGCACUUGAACUAGUCUCGUCCGCUAUGCAGCCAGGAUGACAGAAUGAAAAUAAAAAAGAGCAAAGUGUGGAAAUCAAGAUAAUGGUGGAUUCAGCUGUAAUAUAUUCUAAAAUAUUUACUGCAGGCCGGACUAUCCUCUGGGUAUUGUCUGUUUUGUUGUGUGUAUGUAGGCUUUCUAAGCCACGUAGUAUUUAGUAGAUACAUCAUAAUUCAUUGUCUGUUAGAUUGUUGUUACGUUAGCAACUUCUAACCUUGUACGAUUACAUGUACAGUAUGGCUAAUUUUCUUUAGGAUAGAUCAGGAGUGACCGUUGAGCUUGUUUCUGCCAGAAAUCUUCCACCGGUGUUUGGUUAAGUUGAAUGUUUGGUCCUUCAAUUUCAUUGUGUUUACAAGUUUUGUAUGGGGAAGAAGAUUGCGUGCUUUGCCUUUUCUACGUUUGAGAAACCAAAUUACUUGCACAUGAUAUGGUAGAGCCUCAAACCUUCCAAGAAUUUUCUAUUCAGCAACUUAUGCCUCGCUUUCAAAAUAACCCCUACAAGCCAUUGGCAUAGAGCCUUAUUAUCUUUCCUCCUUUCCCUAUUGUUAAUUUGUUAUCCUACCUUACCCAAGUUGAGCUUCUAAUUCUAGAGGCAAUUGUUACAGUUUGAAAACAUCUUUGGUUUUCCAAUGUAAUGUCUUGCUACCGAAUUUACCAGUUGAAAUUAUUAUAAUUACAAUAUACAAA
Chenopodium quinoa (quinoa) is the source of this 5791-nucleotide messenger RNA. RefSeq lists its product as uncharacterized. The transcript is spliced from 4 exons. Gene Ontology annotation, biological process: chromosome condensation; nucleosome assembly; negative regulation of DNA recombination. Gene Ontology annotation, cellular component: nucleus; nucleolus; nucleosome. NCBI's taxonomy places the organism in Eukaryota, Viridiplantae, Streptophyta, Magnoliopsida, Caryophyllales, Amaranthaceae. The record is from RefSeq and is a predicted model, not a curated record. Gene Ontology annotation, molecular function: nucleosomal DNA binding; double-stranded DNA binding. The coding region runs from base 717 to 5075 and encodes 1452 amino acids.